CAGCUCCUGAAAUAAAAGCCAAACACAGACGGCACACGCUGCAUUUGAACACUUCACUUCAUUCACACGCUAACGGAUCGAUAUAUUGUCUGGAUGAAGACGUGGAUUUUUCUUUCAUUAGCAGCUCUGUCUGCGGUGUGUACGGGACAGCAAGACUGCUGGCGCGGGGCGUGUUACCCCACGAUGGGCGACCUGCUGUUGGGCAGGGAGCGGAGCCUGAGUGCCUCCUCCACAUGUGGUCUGAUGGGGUCUGAGGUGGUCUGUACUCCACAUGGACAGUGGAAGAUGAAAUGUUGUCCGUGUGACUCUCGUAACCCGGCGGCGUAUAACGCGCACACGGUCCAGAACGUGAUCUCCAGCGCCGGACCCAACCGAUGGUGGCAGUCUAAGAAAGAUGUGAGCCCCGUGACACUGCAGCUGGAUUUAGAUAGAAUGUAUCACCUGGAAACCGUCUUGCUCUCUUUUAAGGGCCCGAGGCCUGAUGCUCUGAUCGUCGAGAGGUCGAGGGAUUACGGUCGCACUUGGCAGCCCGUCCUGUACAUGGCCACCGACUGCCCAUCCACCUUUCCACAGGUGAGCACGUCGUUCCCUCGUAAUUUCGAGGAAACGUACUGCUACACACUGCCAUCCACCGCCGACGACCCCUACAGGGACCAGAAGAUUCACUUUUAUCCUCUGCGUCAGUUCUCAGACAUCAAUGUACCGAAUGAAUACAAAAUCGAAGUGGCGUCCGGGUUCACAGGUCUGCGAGUCAAACUGACUCAGCUGGGUUCGGUUCCCAGCAUGCCGGGCCGCAGUCUGAGCAAGUUUUACGCCCUGCGAGAGAUGCGGGUGAUCGGCUCCUGUUUCUGCCACGGACACGCCAACCGCUGCCUCCCUGACACCAAUGGCAACUACCUACCCAACACACAGGUGGGCGGCGUGUGCGAGUGUCAGCACAACACAGUGGGCGUGAACUGUGAGCGAUGUGACGACCUCCAUAAUGACCUUCCCUGGAGACCCGCGGAGAACGGAAACACACACACCUGCAAACGUUGUGAGUGUAAUGAUCACGCGGAUCGCUGUCACUUUGACGAGCAGCGGUACGAGGCGACGGGCCGCACGAGUGGAGGAGUGUGUGACAGCUGCGCUCAUCACACCGCCGGACCUAACUGUGAGCGCUGUGCGCCCAACUACUAUAGAAACCCUCUGAGUAGCAUGAAGAGCCCCGACGCCUGCCUGCGCUGUCUGUGUAACGCCGCUGGCUCUGUGAACGGCGGUCAGUGUGACUCUCAGACGGGAGCGUGUGUGUGUAAAGCCAACGUUGAAGGCGAACGCUGUGACCGAUGCAAAGCUGGAUACUACAACCUCAACACCAACAACCCGCUCGGCUGCUCUAAGUGCUCAUGUAGUCCAGAUGGCUCCAUCAGCGAUGCGUGUGAUCAGCUGACGGGUCAGUGUCAGUGUCGCCCUCAUGUGGAGGGUUUGUCAUGUGACCGUUGUGCUGCAGGUUACUGGAACCCGUCGUCACCCUAUGGCUGCCAGCCGUGUGACUGUGACCCUGUCAACGCCCGCAGCGCCACCUGUGACCAGCGCACGGGUCAGUGUCAGUGUCGCCACGGAAUCGGGGGCCGGACCUGCAGCGGUUGCCCUGACAACACGUAUGGAGAUCCUCUGAUUGGCUGCAGACCAUGUGACUGCGAUCCGUCGGGCACGGAGUCGGGCAGGUGUGACAAACGCACUGGUGCAUGUCUUUGUAAACCGGGCAUAACGGGUCCCCGAUGUGAUUCCUGCAGCCGCGGCCACUGCGCCAGUUUCCCAGAAUGCCCAUCGUGUCCGUCCUGCUUCUUCAGCCUGAACAGCCGUCUGCAAGAGAUCACGCUGACGCUGGAGCGCCUCUCAAACUACCUGAUCCCAUCCACCGGCCGACCGACCUCCAGCGACGCCAGCCGCAGGAUCCAGACGCUCAUGGACACUCUGAGACGCCUGCAGGAGUCUAUGACCGUCCCGCCACAGUCCAGCCACGAGCUCACCGAAGCACUGCAGAGACUCAACCAGAUCAGGUCUCAGCUGAACAGUUUCACUGAUAAUCUGGCAUCACAGCGGCGGGACGGUGAUAUUGACCGCAGUCUGGAUAACCUGCAGGCGCUUCUGUUAUCUCUGCGCCUCGUAUAUUUCACCAAGAGAGACGCUUUCCAACAAUGCCGCCGGAUCCAACAAUGCCAGUGCACCUUCUACGCCAUCCAGAAGUCCUAUGAGACAUCGACGGAUGCCGUUAAGCGAGCCGACGCCGCUAAAGACACACUGAAGAAGUCUGAGGGCCUGCGAGAAAACGCCCUGAGCGGCCUGAAAGACGUGCAGCCCGGAAACACUAAAGACCUGGAGAAACUGAAGAAGGAUCUGGCAACCCGGCCCAAUCUGACACCCACCGCAAACAAGGUGUGUGGCAGUGAUCGCGUGGAGCCCUGUACUCCGGAACGCUGCACCGGCGAUCUGUGCCCUCCUGACGGAGUGCCCCCAUGUGGAGCGGAGGAACCCUGCAAUGGGGCACUGCCCAACGCCAACAAGGCUUUCCAGGAUGCUGAUGAGGUGAAGGCCAAACUACAGGAUCUGAACAACAAAAUCACACAAGCAGCUGCACAGAUACAGGAAGCUGAAGAUUCAGCCAAUAGGGUGAGACUGUCCACAGAUGAGCUGGCCAAUCAGAUCAAGCAGGUGCAAGCUGACGUGGAUGAAGACCUGAAGGACACCAAAAACUUCAUAAACAAUCUCAGGGACUUCCUGUCAGAGCCUCAUUCAGACCCGGAUGAGGUGCAGCGGGUGUGCGAGGCGGUUCUGGAUGCUCAGGUUCCUCUGAGUAUGGAGAAACUGAAGCAGAAGCUGAAGGAGCUGCAGGAUCUGGCGUCUUCACUGCCUGACAGCAGCAAAGUCCUGGAGGACAGCAAAGAGCAGCUGGAGAAUGCCAAAAAACUACUGGAGCAGGCUAACAACACACGUGAUGCUGCGUUCGGUAUCCAGCAGGACGCUGAAAGCAUCCUGAUGACGAUGGACGAGAACGAGGACAUUAUCAAAGAGCUGGAAGACAAGAUCCGUAACAGCACUGAUAUCGUAGACGACGUCAAGAACAACAUCAAACAGAUAGAGGAUACACUGGUGCCCGCCGAGCAGGGGAUUGAGGAAGUCACAGGGCUGCUGAAGGACAUGCGCCCCCUGGUGGACGGCCUGAAGAAAGAUGUGACGACGGGAACAACACUGGCAAACAACGCUCAGGAACAGGCUGAUUCAGCUCAGAUUGAGGCCGAACAAGCAGCAGAGGAACUGGAAGCACUGAAGGAGGAGCUUGAGCGGAUGAAACGCGCCGUGGCUGCAAACACUGAGGCGGGUGAAGACGCCGUCCGCUUAGAGGCGCUACAGAAGGAGGUGGAGUCUUUGAUGACGGACACCAGCGACAUCACGCAGGCUCUGAAAGAUAAGGAGGCGUCCGUUCGUCAGGGAGCAGCAGAGCUGCAACAGAACGCUGUGCGACUGACCGGUCUGGACGCUCAGGUGAAGAAACUCAGAGACGACAUCCGCUAUAAAGUCACCAGUCUGAGCAUAUGCCAGGGCUGAGGAGACAACACAAACCAUAAAUGACACUACCAAUAAAGCAACUA
Messenger RNA from Labeo rohita (rohu), 3632 nucleotides. RefSeq names its product laminin subunit beta 3 (gene lamb3). NCBI's taxonomy places the organism in Eukaryota, Metazoa, Chordata, Actinopteri, Cypriniformes, Cyprinidae. The record is from RefSeq and is a predicted model, not a curated record. Bases 94 to 3588 code for a protein of 1164 amino acids. The transcript has 23 exons. Gene Ontology annotation, cellular component: basement membrane. Gene Ontology annotation, biological process: axon guidance.